Messenger RNA from Myripristis murdjan (pinecone soldierfish), 3226 nucleotides. It is a transcript of the gene mapkapk3, whose product is annotated as MAPK activated protein kinase 3. Bases 148 to 1452 code for a protein of 434 amino acids. Gene Ontology annotation, molecular function: protein kinase activity; ATP binding. Gene Ontology annotation, biological process: protein phosphorylation. Lineage: Eukaryota; Metazoa; Chordata; Actinopteri; Holocentriformes; Holocentridae. The transcript is spliced from 11 exons. The record is from RefSeq and is a predicted model, not a curated record.
GUGACUGUCCACGUGAAUGCAAACCAAAGGACUCUGGAGAGUGACGAAUUCAGAUCGGCGGAAACAUAAUUUGCCGGAACCAACAGAAUUCCCCAUCACCAUGAAGUCACCCUCGACUGGAAUACUAACUCGCUGAACCAUUCAGAUAUGCUGAAAUAUUUAUUUGGAGCUCCUCAAACGAACAAUUUUGACCGAGGACACCAAGCCGGUGUGACCAUGCUACAAAAUGGGAACGAAAAGGAGAAACCGCUGGAAGCUCCAAAGGCUGAGGCAGAGCCCGACUCCCCGGCAGAGCCCCCGGCAGAGCCCCUCAAACAGCCCGCUCCGACCACUGACAGAAAGGACGCGGGCACCGAGUCCACGCUCUUCGCCAUGCCCGUCUACCCCAAACUGGAGAUAAAGCGCAACGCAGUGACGGACGAUUACAAGAUCUCCAGUCAGGUUCUGGGUUUGGGAAUCAACGGCAAAGUUCUCGAGUGCACCAGCAAGAAGACCGGAGAGAAGUGCGCACUGAAGAUUCUCUACGACAGUCCCAAGGCGAGGCGAGAGGUGGAGCUGCACUGGCGAGUGUCAGGGGGACCGGGCAUCGUGCGCAUCCUCAGCCUGUAUGAGAACAUGCAUCACGGGAAGAAGUGCCUGCUCAUCAUCAUGGAGUGCAUGGAGGGAGGAGAGCUGUUCAGCCGGAUCCAGGCCAGAGGAGACCAGGCCUUCACUGAGAAAGAGGGAUCAGAGAUAAUGAGGGACAUUGGCACAGCCAUCGAGUUUCUCCACACCAUGAACAUCGCACACAGAGACAUCAAGCCUGAGAAUCUGCUGUACACCAGUAAAGACAGCAGAGGAGUCCUCAAACUGACGGACUUUGGCUUCGCUAAAGAGACCACACUACACAACGCGCUGCAGACACCCUGCUACACUCCAUACUAUGUUGCCCCUGAGGUUUUGGGCCCGGAGAAAUAUGACAAAUCAUGUGACAUGUGGUCCCUGGGCGUCAUCAUGUACAUCCUGUUGUGUGGCUUCCCUCCAUUUUACUCCAACACGGGCCAAGCCAUUUCCCCGGGGAUGAAGAGGAGGAUCAGGAUGGGCCAAUACGAGUUCCCCAACCCUGAGUGGGCUGAGGUGUCCCAGGAAGCAAAAGAUCUGAUCCACCAGCUGCUGAAGACAGACCCGAAUGAGAGAAUGACCAUCACUCAGUUUAUGAACCACCCGUGGAUCAAUAAGUCCAUGGUGGUUCCCUCCACUCCGCUCCACACCACCAGGGUCCUGACCGAGGACAGGGAGAUGUGGGACGACGUAAAGGAAGAGAUGACCAGUGCUCUGGCUACCAUGCGUGUGGACUACGAUCAGGUGAAGAUCAAAGACCUGGACACUUCCAGCAACCCGCUGCUCAACAAGAGACGAAAGAAGGCCGCUGCCGGGGGCAAAAGCGGAAGCACCGUAUGCCAAAGUCAGUGAGAGUCGGAGGAAGGUCGGUGGACUCGUUUAGAACAGCCAAUGAUGUGGAAGGAAACCUCAGGAGGGAGGAGGGAAAUUUGAAAUACGCAGAAGAGUUGAGAGGGCAGGAAGACGCAGAGACCUCUGAGGGACUCUAGAGAGACUGGACGGGGAGGAAGUCUCUCCUAGAAAAGGAGCUGCGCUGGAGAGGCAGGAGGAGGCGUUGUCUGGGAACAACAACAUCACAGUUUGAUAUUUAUAGAACAUAUCAGACAUGACAUGGCCUGUGUUUCCUCCCAGCAGCAGAAACCAACAGGCCUGCUCACUGUUGGCCUGUCUGUUUUUAAUAAAUAUUUUUACAGAUGUAUGUGUGUGGUUUUAGGUUCUGCAGAUUAGCUGUAUAUGGGUUGGGUAUCGAGAACAGCUGCCAGUUAGGGACUGGAUGCUGAUUGGUCGGAAUCAAAAUGUCAAUAAGCUCCAGGACAAAUGGCAUUUCUUACGGUUUUUUACUGUACAAUUCAUUUUUAUUCAUUCAUCACACACUCUUCAGUGUAAUGAUGCUUUCAAACAGGAACAUAGCAAUGAUGCAGCGAUCGACAUUGUUUACAUUCUGGAUUUCAAUUAUGCUGGAGAGAAAAACUUUACUAAAGCUGACGGAAAUACCAAUUAAUACAGAACAGAUGGCUUUAAUUUGUGUAAAAAUAUUUUUUUCUGCAAGACAACAGCACUCCAACAUGAUGAUAAUAUGAAGCACUGCAGUGUGACUGACUGUUUCAACAAAGUUGCAGCUGCUCGAUGUGAUUCCUAAAAACUAUCCGCUCUUCCUUUUCCGGUCAUUGUAAUAUUACAUUUUCAAAAUAAGUGAGUUUAGUGAAAAUAAGGAACACAGCAAGACAACAUCUUGCCUAGCAGCACUUUUUAACUUAAUUGUUGUUCCUAAAAUCUUAAAUUACCAAAUUUCAGUAAUAAUCAAUAGUAUUUUAAAUUACACAUUGAUGCCAGCAAUCUUUUGUAAGUCACGUUUUCUCAGUUUGGAUGUUUUCUCUUUUCUCGUGUAACACACCAGGCUUGAACAUACAGAUAGACAGCUUCAGUUAUAUAAAACCUAAUUCUGUUUAUUGAUAUUUUUUCUAUUGCACACAGCAAACAUCUUGGCACAUGCUUGGUAUGAGGUUGAAAAAGAAAGAAAUGUAUCAAAAGUAGGGAUUGCUAUGAUCACUACCUCACAGCCACACCCGAUUAUAUCACUAGAGUGGAUUAUUGAUGGGAGUACCAAUAUUGGUAUCAGCAAGCUUUAUAGAUAAUGGUAUUGGCAUUAAUAAAAUCUUAACGAUACCCAACCCUCUAUAUGGGUGUGUCUUGUGUCUGUAUGCAAGUGUGUGUGUAUAUUACAGUAUGUUUUUGCAUUGAUUAAGUCUUGUGUAUUUGUGUGCUGGAUUGGCUACUUCAGGUUUCUCUUCCUAACCACGCACUAGUGAGCAGAUCACACAGACAAACAUCCACGGACACACAGCAAACUGACGGCAGCACAGAGAAUAAACAGACUGUGAAACUAGAACGCUCUAGAUUAUCUGUGUCUUAAUAUUGUCUGUCUUUUGCUCCCUUCCUUUUCAGGGAUUAAAGCAGAGUCUGGAACUGCUUGUCUCGUCAGUUACUUUGCAUUUUUAUUUUUUACUUUGUAAACAUGACUUCUGUGUGUCAAUAAACUAGGAAAUAAGGUUUCCCUAAUGACAUGGGUUCAAAUCGGGUGAGUGUUUUCCACUGCAACAGUAAUAAAACUGCCUCGCCCACAUUA